Alternaria incomplexa is the source of this 1260-nucleotide messenger RNA. RefSeq lists its product as uncharacterized. NCBI's taxonomy places the organism in Eukaryota, Fungi, Ascomycota, Dothideomycetes, Pleosporales, Pleosporaceae. Gene Ontology annotation, molecular function: protein phosphatase regulator activity. The record is from RefSeq and is a predicted model, not a curated record. Gene Ontology annotation, biological process: protein dephosphorylation. Gene Ontology annotation, cellular component: nucleus; protein phosphatase 4 complex; cytoplasm. The transcript has 4 exons. The coding region runs from base 1 to 1260 and encodes 419 amino acids.
AUGACGUCUGCAGAGUUAAUCCUCCAGAAAGCUGCCGAGGACGGCUCCCUCGAUUCAGCAGAAUGGCCAAAGACACUGCAGUACAUCUUGGAUCGCCUUGAUGAGAUCAUCACCGACUUCCCCAAGCCACCCGCAGACGCACUCCCCAGGCCGACCACGUCCGCGACCACCGACUUGCCCUCGCGACCCAACACGUCCAAUGCCAUAUCCAGCCAAGACUCGCAUGCCACCGACAAAGAGAACGCACCGCCGGCCACGCCUCCGCGACCGCCUGUGCCCGCCUUCUCCGCCUCGACCGAGUCGCAAAGCGUACCAACAGACGUCACCACCUUCUACUCCUCAAUACGCUCCACCCUCUCCAAGAACUUCGCGAACCAUCCCCCGCAUACCGUCCAACGUCUAGCUGAACUCAUACUCGAGCCCAAGAAACGCUACCGAUACCUGCCACCCUACCUCCGCGCACUCGACCGUGUCGUCUCCGUCUCCUCGCCCCUCACCAUCUUCCCUCUGCCACAAGCCGUGCUGCCGACUUCCAGCGGACUGCUCAAUGGCACCACAUCUACCACUACGCAAACAGCGCAGCUAGGUUCAGACGAGGCACUAGGCGGAGCCCUACUCACUCCCAUCCCUUGGCUUCAGAACCGCGGCCAGAACGAGCUUAUUUCAGAAAGCACCGAAAUGGUCGACGGUCCCAAUGGUGCUGGACGCAUAGAAACAGUGACGGUGGGAAUGCUGAGUGGUCAGCGCGCAGAAUCUCCCACCUCGAAUGUAGCCCAAAUUGCUUCGUCACAUCCCGAGGGUGAAACGCUGCCGUCUACAGGGCCCGUCACUCAAGGCGAACUUCUGCGCCAAGAACAAGAGGCCGGCAUUGUUUUGAACAACCCCCACAGCAUGACCACUAGCCCGACAAGGACUACAUUCGGCGAGAUGGAAGGCGGAGGUACCAUCGUAGACACCGUCGAGGGCGAGGAAGAAGCGCCACAUGCCCGAGGUCCAGAGGUCAUUGGCAUGGAAGAUACCGGUCCGCAAAAGCAGGGAAAGCUCAACAUUGAAGGAGCUAUUGGCAGACCGAGCCUUGAUCACAAGAGCCCAGAGCCAAAAUUACCAGCUAGCACAGACGCCAAGGACCAAGAGAUGAAAGAUGGAGGAUCUGAGAAACCCAGUGACGCAAAAUCGGGAGAUGAAAAGUCCAAAGAAGAUGCGCCAGCGAAAGAGGAGACGAAAGAUGCAAAGGACGUGGAAAUGAAGUCGGAUGAUUAG